Molecule: messenger RNA, 2773 nt
Organism: Ziziphus jujuba (common jujube)
Lineage: Eukaryota; Viridiplantae; Streptophyta; Magnoliopsida; Rosales; Rhamnaceae
Product: pollen receptor-like kinase 3
Exons: 2
Coding region: 390-2528 (712 amino acids)
Biological process (GO): protein phosphorylation
Molecular function (GO): protein binding; protein kinase activity; ATP binding
Source: RefSeq, a predicted model, not a curated record
GGCCUCCUAAAAAUGGAAAUUUAGGUACACAAGACUGCUUUUAAAAUGAAAACCAUAGGCCUAUGAAUACAAAACCGUUAUAACGGUUUUUCUGAAUCUGACCUGUUCAAACAGAAUCUCCCUCUCUUUCUGUCUAGGCAUCUCUCAUUCUCUGGCUCAUUUUGCUCCCAUCCUCCUGAACAAAAAAGAAAAAGAAAACAAAACACACACACACACACACAUACACAAAAGAAAAAGGAAAACUAGUUACACAAAAACCCAUCUAUGCACACCAUGCAGAGGGCACAACAAAUCAAGCAAAGACGUACAGCAAGCAAAACGAAGAAGACGCAAAAGAUCGCAGCAUUUAAUUCUACACCGGCCAUAGCUGUCGAAUUCUCAGGCUAAUUAUGGCCGUGGUUAGGCUUCUCCUCCUUCGGCCAUAUGAUCAUCUCAUUAUUUUCUCUGUAAUUUUCUUGGUGAUUUUCUCUCCCAUGACACAUUCUCUUACCGAAGCCGAAGCUUUGUUGAAGCUCAAGAAUUCGUUUACUAAUGCACAGGCUCUUAAUUCUUGGGUGCCUGGAACCGUGCCUUGCACGGGAAAGACCGUAUGGAAAGGGCUAGUCUGUUUCAAUGGCAUUGUCACGGGCCUUCGUCUAGGAGGACUUGGUUUAUCAGGGGUGAUAGAUGUGAAUACCCUUCGGGAAAUCAAGGCUCUUCGUACUAUUAGCUUCGUCAACAAUUCCUUUUCGGGUUCCAUACCCGAUUUCCAUCAACUUGGUGCUUUGAAAGCAAUCUACUUGUCAGGAAAUCAGUUUUCGGGUGAGAUUCCAUCAGACAAUUUUGCACAAAUGGAUUCGUUGAAGAAACUGUGGCUCUCAGAUAACAAAUUCACUGGCAACAUUCCGUCUUCGUUGUCUCAACUUUCCCACCUUAUUGAAUUACAUCUUGAAAACAACCAGUUCAGUGGAACCAUUCCCGAAUUCAACAUACCAACUUUGGUGUCACUCGACUUGUCCAACAACAAAUUAGAAGGUGAAAUACCCGACAGUUUGUCGAAAUUCAAUGCGAGUUCUUUCUCAGGAAAUGCCGGUCUCUGUGGUGAAAAAUUGGGCAUUGAUUGUAAACAAAAGGCUGCAGAGCCACCUACCAGUAAUGAAAAUGCAGAUUCAAUGGAUGACGAAGAUGAUCAUUCGAAGAAGAUUAUUGCUUCGGCAAUUACAAUUGGAGUUGUGCUUCUUUCUUUAGUCAUAUGGUUGAUUAUCAGAUCAAAGCGAAAAGGGGAAGAAGAUUUUGACAAUUUCAAAAAGGCAAAUAAUGCAGAGGAAGCUGCUAUAGUCUCUGUCCAUGUAACAACGCUAAAUAAGAAAGAAGUUGAGUCGGUUAAAAAGGUAGCACAUAGCGCAAGCCGCAAAGGAUCAAUCCGUGGAAAAAGCAGUGUUAGUGGGAUUGGAGAGCUAUUUAUUAUGAACGAUGAAAAGGGUGUGUUUGGUUUAUCAGAUUUGAUGAAAGCUGCAGCAGAAGUACUUGGAAAUGGAGGAUUGGGUUCGUCAUACAAGGCUGUCAUGGCUAAUGGAGUAGCAGUGGUAGCGAAGAGGAUGAGAGAAAUGAACGCAAAAGGGAAAGAUGAAUUCGAUGCAGAGAUUGCGAAACUUGGGAAGCUAAGACACUGGAAUGUUUUGCCUCCUAUAGCUUACCAUUACAGGAAAGAAGAGAAGCUGAUUAUUUACGAGUUCAUUCCGAAAGGAAACUUGCUCUAUCUACUGCAUGGUGAUCGUGGACCGUCUCAUUCAGAACUCAAUUGGCCAGCGCGUUUAAGAAUUGUUCAAGGAAUAGCAAAAGGGUUAGCUUAUCUUUAUACGGAAUUCGCUUCCUCCGAUUUACCCCACGGAAAUCUCAAAUCGAGCAACGUACUUCUCGGACCAGAUUACGAGCCAUUGAUUUCCGAUUUCGGAUUCAGCCCAUUGAUAAACUCUGCGAAUCUAUCACAAGCAUUGUUCGCUUACAAAUCCCCAGAAGCUAUACAAUUCGGCAAAGUAUCGCGCAAAUCGGACGUGUAUUGUCUAGGAAUCGUCAUCCUCGAAAUCCUCACCGGGAAAUUCCCUUCUCAAUAUCUCGGCAACGGCAAAGGCGGAACCGAUAUCGUACAGUGGGUCGCAUCGGCAAUUUCGGAAGGAAGAGGGACCGAAUUGUUAGAUCCAGAAAUUUCGAGCUCGAAAAAUUCACUGGGCGAGAUGGAAAAGCUUCUCAUUGUGGGUUCAGCUUGCGCAGAAAGCGAUCCUGAACGAAGAUUAGAGAUGAUGGAGGCCAUUAGAAGAAUACAGGAAGUACAAGUCGAAGGAAGCCGAGACGGUAGGGAGAUGCAUUUGCAACCGUCGCUCCGAGACGGCUAUGGGGAUUGUUCCACGGCUCUGCAGCCGCAGACCCAUACGAUAAGUUUGAAAGAUGGGUUUGGGGAAGUCUCGGCCGAGACGAAACUUGAAUCGGGAAGGUAUUUAGACGGACCUGGGAGUCAAAACGCUGAUAAUUUUGCAUUUCCAAUCUCUUAACAGUGACGGUAAUAUUUUUGGUUUUGGUUAAUUUCUAAUCCCGCUUCUGGGGGCUCUGUUUUUAGACUUUUGUGCAUAGAGGAAACGCAAAAAAAAAAAAAAAAAAAACAAGGAAGUGAUUAAUGUCCUGUAUACAAAUUUAACUCUUUUAACAGUUUACUUUUUCUUUUGAGACUGUAGAGUUUGGCUUAAUUGUUUAAAUCCUUUUUUUAUUAAUCAAACAGAUUGGCAAAAUGUGCAUGUUU